Molecule: messenger RNA, 2732 nt
Organism: Phaedon cochleariae (mustard beetle)
Lineage: Eukaryota; Metazoa; Arthropoda; Insecta; Coleoptera; Chrysomelidae
Source: the annotation of a GenBank genome assembly
UUUUUAGGAGAGUAUUGCAAGACCCUGACAUGCAACAUUAUAAGGGCCCGGAUGUGUCGAGCUCGAUGAACGAAAGCGUCUACCACCCCCACAGCAAUGGCCACUCCGAACAUUCCCCCAACUCGAGCCACAUGUCGGUGCACAGCGACGAGCCGCUAGUGCGGACCCAAAAGCAGCAGACCACGCAGCAAGUCACCACCGUGACCAAAGUGGUGCGCGAGGUCCAGCAAUUGGGGGACCAAUCGGGGGAGUACAUUCCGGUGCCUUUGGGCUCCUAUUCGCAUCCUUCUCAGUACGUCGACUACAUCGAGCAGCCUGCUCAUCACAUGUACUCGCAGUAUCACCAACAUCCCCACUAUCAGGAUUAUGAUCACUAUCCUAACCCCUAUGGGGCUUAUAUGGGGUAUCCUGCGGGGGCUGAAAGGCCUCCAACUCCUCCUAGUCCUAGUGAACAUAGUGGGGACCCUUCACCUCUUCCUCUUACUUCACAGUCUAAUGCACCCUAUUUGGGGUCUGGGUAUGACGAAAUGCCUGAACAUUACAGAGUAACCCCAUCUCCCGGCGGCCCGAUCGGCAUGGACCCCUACCAAGACGACCCCGCAGUGGUCUACGGCUACGUGUCCCCCUCUCCAUACGGGACGGCCCCUAGUCUGUCGCGACCCUACGUCGACAGCAUCAACGGUCCCGUGCCGGUAGGCGGGUCCUUGAGGAUGUUCGAGGACGAAGAUCUCCAGAAGCACAUCAGCAAGAUGACGCUGCAUGGACACAACGUGGGCCUGCCACACGAAAGAGCGCAGCAUAUCGCCUCCCCAGGAAGCAUUGCGGGCGACGAUGAUCAAAGGGGGAUGCGUUGGAGAGAUCCUAACCUUACUGAGGUCAUCGGGUUCUUGAACAAUCCCAACAACGUCAUUAAAGCCAAUGCAGCAGCUUACCUACAACAUCUCUGUUACAUGGACGAUCCGAACAAGCAGAAAACGAGAGCUUUGGGGGGCAUACCCCCGCUAGUGAAACUGCUUAGUCAUGAUGGCAUAGAAGUGUACAGGAAUGCUUGCGGGGCCCUCAGAAACUUAUCAUACGGCAGACAAAAUGAUGAGAACAAAAGAGCGAUCAAUACUGCCGGAGGCAUUCCGGCUCUGAUCAACUUACUGCGUCGCUCCAACGAAGCUGAAAUCAAAGAACUCGUCACGGGCGUUAUUUGGAACAUGUCAUCUUGUGAAGAUCUGAAACGCAACAUCAUCGACGAUGGUGUCAUGACAGUUGUCACCUACAUAAUCAUCCCGCACUCUGGUUGGGACCCGCAAGGGAACCAUGGGGAGACAUGUUGGUCGACAGUAUUUAGAAACGCUUCCGGUGUUCUUCGGAAUGUCAGCUCUGCCGGCGAGUAUGCUAGGAAGAAGUUGAGGGAAUGUGAAGGGUUGGUUGACGCGCUGUUGUUCGUUGUGCGCUGUGCCAUAGAUAAGUCCAAUAUAGGCAAUAAGAUCGUCGAGAAUUGCGUAUGCAUACUGAGGAAUCUGUCGUACCGGUGCCAGGAGGUCGAGGAUCCCAAUUACGAUAAGAACCCUUUGCCUACACAGAGUAGGGUGGCAGCUAAUUCUUCUAAAGGAGAAAACUUGGGUUGUUUCGGCGGCAGCAAGAAGAAAAAGGACUCUCAGUCUUCCGAAACGAAGGACGGCAAUUUCUCUUCGGGCGGCAGCGCGGGUCCCGCCAGCGCGGCGGCCAGGGGCGAGCCCGUGCGGGGCAUGGAGCUGCUGUGGCAGCCGGAGGUCGUGCAGUCCUAUUUGGCGCUGCUGCAGAGCUGCUCGAACCCCGAGACGCUCGAGGCCGCCGCCGGGGCCCUCCAGAAUCUGGCAGCUUGCUACUGGCAGCCCAGCAUAGAGAUACGUGCAGCUGUGCGGAAGGAGAAAGGCUUGCCAAUCUUGGUGGAGCUGCUGCGAAUGGAAGUCGACCGAGUGGUGUGCGCGGUGGCGACUGCGCUGCGCAACCUCGCGAUCGACCAGCGCAACAAGGAACUCAUCGGCAAGUACGCGAUGCGCGACCUGGUGCAGAAGCUGCCGUCGGGCAACCCGCAACACGACCAGGGCACCUCCGACGACACCAUCGCCGCCGUGCUCGCGACGCUGAACGAGGUGAUCAAGAAGAACGCGGAGUUCUCGAGGUCGCUUUUGGAGGCAGGCGGGGUGGAGAGACUGAUGACCGUUACGAGGCACCCGCAGAAGUACACGCCGAGAGUGCUGAAGUUCGCCGGCCAGGUCCUGUUCACGAUGUGGCAGCACCAAGACUUACGCGACGUGUACAAGAAGCACGGCUGGAAGGAGCAGGACUUCGUGACGAAAUCGGUAGCUGCUCGCAAUGCCGGGCCCAACUCGCCUAACAACGCGAACAGCACGUUGAACCGGCCGAUGGCGUCGCAGAGCGGUACCAGGUACGAGGACAGGACCAUGAAGCGGGGCGCUCCCGGCUCCAGGAGCACCGGGGCCUUCCAAAGGGGGGAUGACAUUCCGAUGGCCGACAUGGGAUACAACGAAAGCCAGGGGGUGACAGGGUACACCUCUGGCGCCGGUCCGAACCCGCCUCCAGAGCCUUUGUACGCCCAGGUGAACAUGGAGAAGAAGCGCAAUCGGCAGCCGAGCCUGGGCAACGCCAGCCUGAACCAUUUGGGCGUGGGCGAAGGGCAGGGGCAAAAGCAGGCCCCCCUGACCAGUCUGCCGGCCGGAAAGGACUCGUGGGUCUAA